AUGGGCUACACGGACCCGACUUUCAACCGGGAUCUGCUGGGGAACCGAAGUUUGCUUUUCAUUUUCAUCUGCGCUUUCGCCGUGGUCACUUUGCUGCAGCAGAUCCUGUACGGGAGAAACUACCUGAAGAGUGAGCCGCACUUUAGCUGGCAGAGUGAUGAGGAACGGGCGAACUGGACCAACAGCUCCAAUUUCAUGGAUGGCGGAGCUCUGAGGAGUGGAAGUGGCGCAGGCAGCAGGUACUUUGAAUAUUAUGACGGACCUUUUGAUUACAACUCUACAAAAUGUCUGGAUCUAAGGCGGGAAAUAAUGGAGCUGAAGGUGCUGACGGUAGCGAGGCAGACGGAAUUGUUUGAAAGGUGGAAGAACCUUCAGAUCUGCAAGUGGGAGAUGAAUAUCACGGAGGCCAACUUCUUCAAGUCUACUCUGUCCAGAUGCUGCAGUGCACCAGCUUUCCUCUUCACCACACAAAAGAACACACCCCUGGGAACAGACCUGAAGUAUGAAGUGGAUACCAGCGGGAUUUUCCACAUCAACGUCGAAGUAUUCAGAAUGUUUCCUAAGGAGAUGCCCUAUUCCCGUUCCCAGUUUAAGAAAUGUGCAGUGGUUGGAAACGGAGGAAUUUUGAAGAACAGCGGAUGUGGCCAGGAGAUCGAUGGUGCCGAUUUUGUCUUACGAUGCAAUUUGCCUCCCAUAUCGAGGAAAUACGUGGCAGAUGUUGGUGUAAAGACUAACGUCGUGACAGUCAAUCCCAGCAUAAUCAUGGAAAGGCUCUGCCUGCCCUUCUCCUACCACUCUUUCCCUCUUGCAUAA
Notechis scutatus (mainland tiger snake) is the source of this 813-nucleotide messenger RNA. NCBI's taxonomy places the organism in Eukaryota, Metazoa, Chordata, Lepidosauria, Squamata, Elapidae. The record is from RefSeq and is a predicted model, not a curated record.